Molecule: messenger RNA, 939 nt
Organism: Saccoglossus kowalevskii
Lineage: Eukaryota; Metazoa; Hemichordata; Enteropneusta; Harrimaniidae
Product: tubulin polyglutamylase complex subunit 2-like
Biological process (GO): protein polyglutamylation
Source: RefSeq, a predicted model, not a curated record
AUGGCGGAAAUACCACACACCAAAGAAAUGUUUGAUAGGUUAACGAUGGGAAUUGUUAGAUCUUUAGAAAAACGGCCUGGUGUUAGUGAUGUUCGUCUGUUGGACAGAAAGCCAGCUGAAAGACACAUUGUUGUGUCAUGGGAACAGAAAAACUCAUGUAUGUUACCUGACGAUUUGAAACGAUUCUAUUUAACUACUGAUGGAAUGUUACUUCAAUGGAAUAUCAAAUUUGAUGAACAUGUGGGCCAGUUAGGUCGAAUGGAAAUCAAUGCUAUGUCAAAUGUCGUCAAGUUAGGGGGCAAUAAUUCCUCGAGUAAUACUCCAUCAUUGGUGGAUAUAGAUUACGACACAGAUGACGAAGAUAGCGAUGGUAUUGUUGAUAAUACUGCACCCACACCACAUUUUGAUACUCGUAGCCGUGUGUUUGAACUUGACCCAUGCGAAGGUUACGGUAAAGUGUGCUUUGUGUACCGAGAUACAAAACCAGGGUCACCAGCACAGCAUCCAGAGAUUUGGUUUUUAGAUCGCUCCUUGCGAUGGCAUUACCUGGCGGACACAUUUACCCAAUAUUUCAGACUAAUGUUAAUGCAUCUAGGUCUACCACAGUGGCAGUAUACAUUCACAGAUAUUGGACUCAGUCCACAGGCAAAGCAAUGGUUUAACAUGUAUGCUCCAGUAAGACUGACAAUGGAUGGCGAGUUAGUUGAGCAUAGAAGCAAAGAAUGGCCCGAUACAGACUCGGCACCGCCCUUGCCCGAUGUGCCCAUGAAUAAAUUAGAUCUGGGGAAAGUGUUCAAAGGACGAUUGGACAAGAAAGCCAAGGGUGGACAAAGUAAGAAGAAGCCAGCAUCUACUGCAUCCACUGCAAAACCUCCAUCUGGUACAUCCAGUGGAAGAAUGCCUAUGGGUCAAGGGUCAGCACAGAGCAAACCCAGAUAA